AUGGACGCAGGUUGGGGAGCUGCCCGCAGCCACCCCGACAGUGAGGACGAGGAGCUGCAGGCGCUGGCGCAGGAGCUCUUACAGCUGCAGGCUAAACAGAGGAAGCUGGAGAGAGAAGUGGAGAAGCACAAGGUGUUUGAAGACUACCUGAUCCAGGUGCUUGAGAAAAUCCCCACGGGCUGCAAGGCCCCGGGGGAGCCCGAGACGGCGCUGGUGAAAGCCUUGGUGGAGCACUACGGGCAGCUGCUGUCGGCCAGGCAGGACGUCCAGGCGCGGCUGCAGGCCUUCUCCCAGAUGAACCGGGACGUGCACCAGAGGCUGCGGUCCCUGGAAGACAGCCACAGGGCUCUCAUGCCGAGCCUCAAGAUCCGGCUUUGCCAGCUGCAGAAGAAGUGUCACCGCAAGCAUGCGCAGUGCCGACUGCUGGGGCGCGGCACCACCUGCCAGGAAGAUGCUGACUGCGACCCGCAGACGCACACCCAGAGCCGCUGCAGCCAGCAGCUCAGCACAGCGCAGCUGCUCAUCGACAGUAUGGCCCGGAGGUGCCGCCCCAGCCCCCACCGCGAGGCCAAGAGCGUGGGCCUCUUCUCCCAGCUUGAGCUGAUCAAGGAAUUUAUACUGGACAAGAUGGAGACGGUGAGAAUCCUCUCGCUGCUCGCGGAACCCAGAGAGUGCUGGUCGGGGGACAGCCUCAAGAGCCACAGGAGGAAGCUGCAGCUCGGGCGGUCAAGCGGCCUGUCUGAGGUCACACAGCAGGCCAAGCGGCUGAGCCAGGAUGCAAAUUCGGGUCAUUGGCCUCCAGAUGGAGCAAGUAUUCCCCGAGAUGGGACGCGACUGGGUGGUGAGCAACACAAAAAGGAGAGCAUUGCCCUGGUGCUCCUGUGUGCCGGGCACCUUCCUGGUGAGCAACCCUGCGAGAGCGAGCAGCCGGGGGUACCAGCUGUCAUCACCCGGGCCUCUGCGGUGAGCUGA
Molecule: messenger RNA, 972 nt
Organism: Lepus europaeus (European hare)
Lineage: Eukaryota; Metazoa; Chordata; Mammalia; Lagomorpha; Leporidae
Gene: CCDC197
Product: coiled-coil domain containing 197
Exons: 7
Coding region: 1-972 (323 amino acids)
Source: RefSeq, a predicted model, not a curated record